GCAGGCGCUAACUGGAAUCAGGCUACUUCCACUAUCGGUUAAAGGAGAUAAAAAUGUGUUCUACGGUUAAUGCCUGCCUUCAAAUAUGGCUCAUAUUAUAAUGCCAAAUUAUUCGAAAAUAUUUACGUUAUUUAGCAGACGAUCUUUAAUUUCACAUUCGCGGCAGAUAUCAUCAUCAACUGCGAGGAAAAUAUAUGAGAAAAAAAAUGAGCCCAGUAUUAAAGAUGUAAAAACAACAUUAUUAGAUCCCGAGGAGAAAAAACAGUUAGAAAAAUUGCAGCAACGCAUUACUGUACCAGCUGCUGCAGAAAUAUAUCCUGUAACUGGAGUGCCAGAGGAACAUAUAAAAACAAGACUUGUGAGGAUUUUCAAGCCAGCAAAAAAUCCUAUGCAAUCUGGAACAUAUAAUACUCGAAAGUGGAAGAUUGAAUUUGAGACACGAGAGCGAUGGGAAAACCCUCUCAUGGGCUGGGCUUCCACUGGGGAUCCUUUGUCUAAUAUGAAUGUACAGUUUGCAACUUCAGAAGAGGCCAUAGCAUUCUGUGAAAAAAAUGGCUGGCCUUACUAUGUGGAUGAACCAAAAGUAUCUACCUUUAAACCUAAAAGUUAUGGGGCUAAUUUUGCUUGGAAUAAAAGGACCAGAGUAUCAACAAAAUAAAUAUAUAAAACUAAUUUUUAUAAAAAUAUAUGGAAUUGGAAUAAAUAAGAGAAUAUUAAUUUAAAACUAUUGUCUUGUACUUCUCCUUUCAGAAAGUAACAUUUCAUGAUUAUUUUCAUUGAACUAAUAUUGUAUCUUAUGUAAUGUUGUGAAAUAUUCCAAUAAAUGAUUAUUACCCUCAA
This is a messenger RNA of Argiope bruennichi, 840 nucleotides long. It is a transcript of the gene ND-18, whose product is annotated as NADH dehydrogenase [ubiquinone] iron-sulfur protein 4, mitochondrial-like. The record is from RefSeq and is a predicted model, not a curated record. The coding region runs from base 86 to 658 and encodes 190 amino acids. The transcript is spliced from 5 exons. Gene Ontology annotation, biological process: electron transport chain. NCBI's taxonomy places the organism in Eukaryota, Metazoa, Arthropoda, Arachnida, Araneae, Araneidae.